Molecule: messenger RNA, 3722 nt
Organism: Camellia sinensis
Lineage: Eukaryota; Viridiplantae; Streptophyta; Magnoliopsida; Ericales; Theaceae
Gene: PAT2
Product: protein affected trafficking 2
Biological process (GO): vesicle-mediated transport; intracellular protein transport
Cellular component (GO): AP-3 adaptor complex; membrane coat
Source: RefSeq, a predicted model, not a curated record
UUCCCUAAUUAUUUCUCACGUUGGCUUCGGUCUUCGGGAACAAGUGCAGACAAUCUCUCUCCUCUCUCUCCGUGAUCGGAAUUGUGAUACAGAGCAGAACCGUUGCUCGAAGCCCUAGUAUAAGAUGUUCCCACAAUUCGGCGCCACUGCAGAGUCACUGAGCAAGGCAUCGACCAUGGUGUUUCGGAUCGGUACGGACGCUCACCUAUACGACGAUCCCGAAGACGUCAACAUUGCUCCUCUACUCGACAGCAAAUUCGACUCCGAAAAAUGCGAAGCUCUCAAGCGAUUGCUCGCUCUCAUCGCCCAGGGCUUCGACGUUGCCAAUUUCUUCCCCCAGGUUGUCAAAAAUGUGGCGUCUCAGUCACUGGAAGUAAAGAAGCUGGUUUAUUUGUACCUGCUGCACUAUGCUGAAAAGCGUCCAAAUGAAGCAUUGCUAUCAAUUAACUAUUUUCAGAAGGACCUGGGUGAUCCAAAUCCUUUGGUCCGCGCAUGGGCUCUCCGUGCCAUGGCAGGGAUCCGUCUACAUGUAAUCGCACCUCUAGUUCUGGUGGCUGUGGGAAAAUGUGCUAGAGAUCCAUCUGUAUAUGUUAGAAAAUGUGCUGCCAAUGCCCUCCCCAAGUUGCAUGAUCUGCGCCUGGAGGACAGCAUUACGGAAAUUGAAGAGAUGGUUGGAAUAUUGUUGAAUGACAAUUCUCCUGGAGUAGUUGGACCUGCUGCUGCUGCAUUUGCUUCAGUUUGUCCAAAUAAUCUGUCUCUGAUUGGACGAAAUUAUAUAAGAUUAUGUGAGACUCUUCCUGAUGUGGAGGAGUGGGGUCAGAUUGUCUUAAUUGGGAUCCUUUUGCGUUAUGUAAUUGCAAGGCAUGGGCUUGUGAAAGAAUCCAUUAUGCUAUCUUCUUGUGCUACUGUGACUUACCAUUCUGAAAAUGAUGAUCCAGAUACUAACUUUGAAUUAAAAGAAAACAGGAGCAACAAAGGAAGUGGCACUUAUGAGUCUGAAUUAGCAGAAAUGGUCUCCAGGAGUUACCUUGAAGGACCAGAGAAAUAUUUAUCACGGUCAAGUCAUGCAGACAGGGGUUUCUUUGGAUUGAAUCUUUCAAGUUUUACCUCUUCCAAAAGCAAUUCUGAUGUGAAAAUCCUGCUGCAGUGUACAUUGCCUUUGCUAUGGAGUCAUAAUAGUGCUGUGGUACUUGCAGCUGCAGGGGUGCACUGGAUUAUGGCACCAAGGGAGGAUGUCAAAAGAAUUGUUAAACCACUUCUGUUCAUUUUGAGAUCAUCUAAUGCCUCAAAAUAUGUGGUCCUCUGCAACAUUCAAGUGUUUGCUAAAGCGAUGCCUUGCCUUUUUUCUCCUUAUUUUGAAGACUUCUUUAUAUGUUCUUCAGAUCUGUAUCAAAUAAAAGCUUUGAAACUUGAAAUAUUGUCUUCCAUCGCUAUAGAUUCAUCAAUCUUGGUGAUUUUUCAAGAGUUCCAGGAUUACAUCAGAGAUCCAGACAGAAGGUUCGCUGCUGAUACUGUUGCUGCAAUUGGCUUGUGUGGGCGACGACUUCCAAAAGUAGCAAACAUGUGUUUGGAAGGGCUAUUGGCUCUGACUAGACAGGAAUUGUUAAAUAGUGACAUUGGGUCUGUCGAUGGAGAGGCGGGCGUUUUAGUUCAAGCACUAAUAUCCAUUAGAGCAAUCAUAAAUCUUGAUCCUCCUUGUCAUGAGAAGGUAAUUAUUCAAUUAGUUCGAGGUUUGGAGUUGAUCAAGGUGCCUGCUGCCCGUGCUAUGAUAAUUUGGAUGGUGGGAGAGUACAAUUCCAUUGGGGACAUUAUUCCCAGGAUGUUGCCCACAGUACUCAAAUAUCUGGCUUGGUGUUUUACUUCAGAAGCAGUUGAAGCAAAACUCCAGAUUCUUAAUACUGCUAUCAAGGUCCUGUUAUGUGCUAAAGGGGAAGAUAUGUGGACAUUCAAAAGAAUCUUAAGCUAUGUGCUUGAACUUGCCAAAUGUGACUUGAGCUAUGAUGUCCGCGACAGGGCUCGCACUCUGAAGAAACUUCUAUCAUGCCAUAUAGGUUCUCAUGAUCUGGACAAAGAAGCAAAAGGUCUACCAGAAAAUAAGCACCUGCAAACUGUAGUUGCCGACUUCUUUUUUAGGGGACAAACAAAACCAUUACCUGAACCCAUUAAUUAUCGAUUUUAUCUUCCUGGUUCUCUUUCACAGAUGGUUUUUCAUGCAGCACCAGGGUAUGAACCUCUCCCUAACCCGUGUAGUUUGAGCUGCGAUGAACUUGGUUGCAGCUCGAAUGAUGUUCAAGGAAUAAAAGCAUUGAGGGAAGAAGCCACCAAUAGUGACUCAGUUGGAGUGGAUGGUCCAGACACUGUAUCUGGAUCAUUAAAUGAGGAAAGCACUUCUGAUUAUAGUUCUCAAGAUUCUAUUACUGGUUCAAGUGACAGUGCUGGUGGUGGUAAUGAGAUUGGGUCUGUGAGUGAAACUGAUGAUAAUGCUGAUCCAUUGAUUCAUUUUUCAGAUGUCAGUAAUGCUUGUACAAAUCAGAAUGGAGGUUUGCAGGAUAAUAAUGCUCAGUCUAGAUUGGAUGAUUUUGGGGAAUUGAUGUCCAAAAAGGCUCUUGAAUCUUGGUUGGAAGAGCACCCGAGCCAGAAUUCAUCUGAACUAAGUCAUGUCCAGAGAUCUUCAGCAAGGAUAUCUAUUGGGGAUAUUAGUGGCAGAGUCAAACUUAAAUCCCAUACACUCUUAGAUCCUGCCAUUGGAAAUGGCUUAAAUGUGGAUUAUACUUUUUCGUCUGAGAUUUCAAGUGUAUCCCCACUGCUUGUAUGUGUUGAAGUCUCCUUCAAGAACUGUUCGACGGAGCCUAUGUCAAAAUUAUUAUUGGUAGAUGAGGAAUCUAGCAAAGGUCUAGAUUCUGCAGAACAAGCACUGGCAUCAUCUGGGAGUCCCUUGACAACUCACAAGGAUGGGCCAACUGUCGUUCCCAUGGAAGAGAUUAGUUCCCUAGAUGCUGGUCAGAGUACAAAAAGAAUCCUCCAGGUUCGCUUCCAUCACCAUCUUUUACCACUGAAGUUGGAUUUGUGGUGCAAUGGCAAGAAGCAUCCUGUUAAAUUGCGGCCUGACAUUGGAUAUUUUGUAAAACCUCUUCCUAUGGACAUUGAACUGUUCAUGAGCAAGGAAUCUCAACUCCCUGGAAUGUUUGAAUACAUAAGGAGUUGUACAUUCUCUGACCAUAUUGGGGAGCUGAAAAAUGAGAAGGGUGAUAGCUCAAUACUAAAAGACAAGUUUCUUGCAAUUUGCGAGAGCCUAGCAUUAAAGAUGCUCAGUAAUGCAAAUCUUUUUCUCGUGUCUGUGGACAUGCCCGUUGCUGCCAAUGAUGCAUCAGGUUUGCGCUUCCGGUUCAGCAGUGGCAGAUCUUGAGCAAACUCAAACCCUUGCUUAAUCACUGUUACUGUUAAAGGUAAAUGCUCUGAACCACUGAGUGUGUCUGUCAAAGUCAAUUGUGAAGAAACUGUUUUUGGCUUAAAUCUGUUGAAUAGGAUUGUGAAUUUCUUAGCUGAGCCUGGUCUGACACAAUCAUGAUUCGGAAGGGUUAAUCUCUGGUAGUUAUCACGUUUCAGGAUGUAACUUUAAUUGCACCUUCAUAAGUGUGAAACUAUGCAGCAGUUCACAGCGCAUGUAUUUUAUUGUAAUAUACUUUUCUUGAUGUGUGACAUGGGAAGUUUUCUUAUUUGGA